CUCGACUUCCGUCAAUGACGCAGUUGUCAAAAUGGCAGGACACGAGCGCCAGCAGCACUUGUCUCCGUGUUUGUGUGAUCUGAUGAGGCUGCUGUGGUCCCUGGUCGCGCCCUGCGCCUACCUCAGCCUCCUGCUGACCCUGCUCCUCCUGCUGCUCCUGCUGGGGCUCCGCGUGUGGCUGCAGGGCCGCCGUAGGGCCCGCCGAGCUCAGGACGGAGGUCCGGCCGUGGCUUUCUUCCACCCGUACUGCAACGCCGGAGGAGGCGGAGAGCGGGUCCUGUGGUGCUCCCUGCGGGCUCUCAUGCACCGACGUCCAGACGUGUCCUUUGUGGUUUACACGGGGGAUCAGGGAGUGAGCGCUGAGGAGAUCCUGGAAGGAGCCCGGCAGCGAUUCAACAUCACCCUGCCUCGACCGGUCGCCUUCAUCUUCCUGCGACGUCGUGUUCUUGUGGAGGCCUCCUCCUACCCUCACUUCACCCUGCUGGGCCAGAGCGCCGGCUCCAUGUUCCUCGGCUGGGAGGCCCUGACGGCCUUCGUUCCUGACCUGUACGUGGACUCCAUGGGCUACGCCUUCACUCUGCCCAUCUUCCGCUACCUGGGAGGAUGCCAGGUGGCGAGCUAUGUCCAUUAUCCCACCGUCAGCACUGACAUGCUGUCGGUGGUCAGAGAGAGGAACCCCAGGUUCAACAACGCUAACUUCAUCUCCAGAAACCCGGUGCUGAGUGCAGUGAAGGUGGUGUACUACUGCUGCUUCGCUCUGCUGUAUGGCCUGGCCGGCUCUUGCAGCGAUGUCAUCAUGGUGAACUCCACCUGGACGCUGGGACACAUCCUGGCUUUGUGGCGCUCUCCAAGCCGCACCAGCAUCGUCUACCCGCCCUGUGACGUCAGGGCGUUCCUGGACAUCCCUCUGGAGGAGGAGGAGGAAGAGGAUGAAGGCGAGGGCUGGGAGGAGCUAGGGCAUGAGCUGGGGAGUGAAGAGGACAAAGGAGACAGGAAGUGUCACUCCAUUGUGUCGGUGGGUCAGUUCAGACCUGAGAAGGACCACCCGCUCCAGAUUCGGGCUUUCAGCACCCUGCUGCACAGGAAAGGAGAAGGGCCAGGGGGAAGGGAGUCCCUGCGGCUCGUGCUGAUAGGUGGAUGCCGGAACCGGGAGGAUGAGGAGAGGGUGCUGAUGCUGCAGGGGCUUUGUCAGGACCAGGGCGUGUCGGACUUAGUCGACUUCAAAAUCAACGUCCCCUUUGAGGAGCUGAAGAGGGAGCUGGUGAACGCAACCAUAGGCCUUCACACCAUGUGGAACGAACACUUUGGCAUCGGUGUGGUCGAGUGUAUGGCUGCAGGCACCAUUGUUCUCGCCCACAAGUCCGGCGGUCCGAAGCUGGACAUCGUGGUGCCGUAUGACGGUGGGCAGACAGGUUUCCUGGCCGACAGCGAGGACGGCUACGCUGCUGCCAUGGAAAACAUUCUGGCACUGUCUCCAUCAGCCAGACUGGAGAUCCGGCGAAAUGCACGGCGCUCAGUAGAGCGGUUCUCUGAUCAAGAGUUUGAAGCGUGUUUCCUCGCAGCCAUGGAGCCGCUGAUGAUUAAACUGGAGCGAUGAGUCUGCAGCAGGAACCAGGAGUUAUGUUAGAAGCUUUCCAGGGGCUUUGCUUUAAGAGAACAUUGUCAGGACAGGUUCCUGGACAACAUGCACGGCCUAAAGAUGUCAACAACACAGGACAUUUCCUGUCUUAGCACCACUAACGCAGAUGAAGGCAGUUAAUAUGUCCUUCCAUUGAUGUGAUCAUAGUUUGUGUUGGUUCCUGAGUUUACGUGAAGGGCUGUGAAUGUGUCGGGGUGAGUUAAAUGAUGCUUUCAGUUUUUGGCCAAUUCUCAUUCCUGUUUGUGAUGUGGUCCAGGCAAGAGAGUAUCAUAAUAUGUAAAUUAAGGGGGUUUUAAUUUAAUUAAUUUUAAUUUAAACGUGCCAGUGUUAUUGGGUGAACUAAAAAUAUUAUCGGACA
This is a messenger RNA of Betta splendens (Siamese fighting fish), 1997 nucleotides long. RefSeq names its product GDP-Man:Man(3)GlcNAc(2)-PP-Dol alpha-1,2-mannosyltransferase-like. The record is from RefSeq and is a predicted model, not a curated record. NCBI's taxonomy places the organism in Eukaryota, Metazoa, Chordata, Actinopteri, Anabantiformes, Osphronemidae. The coding region runs from base 32 to 1597 and encodes 521 amino acids. Gene Ontology annotation, cellular component: endoplasmic reticulum membrane. Gene Ontology annotation, biological process: protein N-linked glycosylation. The transcript is spliced from 6 exons. Gene Ontology annotation, molecular function: GDP-Man:Man(3)GlcNAc(2)-PP-Dol alpha-1,2-mannosyltransferase activity.